This is a messenger RNA of Pollicipes pollicipes, 807 nucleotides long. Its product is annotated as coiled-coil domain-containing protein 8. The record is from RefSeq and is a predicted model, not a curated record. The transcript has 2 exons. Bases 41 to 409 code for a protein of 122 amino acids. NCBI's taxonomy places the organism in Eukaryota, Metazoa, Arthropoda, Thecostraca, Pollicipedomorpha, Pollicipedidae.
GGCCUCCACGCCGCGCGCCGACGGCCGCGGCACACCGCGCAUGGACGCCAGGUCGACGCCGCGCAUGGACGCCAGGUCGACGCCACGCGCAGACGGCAGGUCGACGCCACGUAUGGACGCCAGGUCGACGCCACGCAUGGACGCCAGGUCGACGCCGCGUAUGGACGCCAGGUCGACGCCGCGCAUGGACGCCAGGUCGACGCCGCGCAUGGACGCUAGGUCGACGCCGCGCGCCGACGGUCGCUUCACGCCGCGCGCGGACGGCAGGUCGACCCCGCGCGGCGACGGCGCCUCCACGCCUCGCGACGGCAUGCGCACACCCCGAGACGGCUUCCCACCACCGGGUAACCCGGCGUCGCGCUCGAGGCGGACCCCGCGCGCCGGCGAGACGCCCCUGUACGACGAGUGAGCGGGCCGCGGCCGAGUUGGACACGCCACCGCUCUCCCGACUUUGUGAUGCGUUGCACUGUUCCGUGACUCUGACUCCGCUCCGGAGCCCUGGCCAGACUCUGAGACUCUGUUCUGAAGCCCUGACCGGACUCUGAGACUCCGUUCUGAAGCCCUGGCCAGACUGAGACUCCGUUCUGGAGCCCUGGCCGGACCCUCCGCCUCCGCUCCGCGGUCCUGGCCGGCGCCGGCCGGGCGCGGCUGGCCGGCCGGUGCCUGGCGGGUCGUCAGCGGGUCGGCGCUGACCCGACCUCAGACGGCAGGGGCCACGGCCUCCGGCCCGGCGCCGCGCGGGCAGCCGGGGUCGCGACACUGUGUGGAUGGGUGGACCGCACGCCGAUGGUCUGAACGGUCUCAAUA